UUUUGCUGGCGGCGUUAUAGGCGGAGCCCAAUCAUUGCUCUUCCGUCACCAUGCCUCCUUCCUCUAGAUUUCUCGCCCCCGGCGUCGAGCGGCCUCCGCCGCCGCUGAUCCCUUCUCCGGGGCAGACCACCAACAUCGACUUGGUGGUUAUCCUGGUCUCCUUGCUCUGUGCCAUGGUCAGCGUCGCCGGCCUCACCCUCGUCGUCCGCUGCUUCUGCUCAGGCCGCUUCCCUCUUCAAGCGGCGGCGCCUGGCAAGGGCCUCGAGAAGGAAGUCCUGCGGCGGCUGCCCAAGGUCUCGUACGGCGGCGGCGAGGGCGAGGGAGACGGACCGGCAGCGGAGUGUCCCAUCUGCCUGGCGGAGUUCGAGGAGGGGGACCAGCUCCGAGUGCUCCCGCAGUGCGGCCACGGCUUCCACGUCGGCUGCGUCGACGCCUGGCUCCGCCACCACUCCAGCUGCCCCUCCUGCCGCCGCCUCCUCGUCCUCCCCCUGCCUCCCUCCCGCUGCCAGGGCUGCGGCGAGGCUUCCAUCGACGCGGCCGAGCCAACGCCGUCGGCCCCCACUGGCGCUCUCAGACCCUGAAUCCAACCAACUUACUUGCUUCAGCUGGUCUUCUCUGUUCCUAUUUCUCACUACAUGCGACUUUUCUUUUUUCUUCUAAUGAUUUCUUCUAGUGGAGGCUUCAUAUUCGUAAACCAUUAAAUGAACUUAAACUACAAACUUAAGGCAAACCUUCAUCAGGAUAAACCUUUUACUACUCAAA
Messenger RNA from Zingiber officinale, 762 nucleotides. Its product is annotated as RING-H2 finger protein ATL80-like. Bases 51 to 581 code for a protein of 176 amino acids. NCBI's taxonomy places the organism in Eukaryota, Viridiplantae, Streptophyta, Magnoliopsida, Zingiberales, Zingiberaceae. The record is from RefSeq and is a predicted model, not a curated record. The transcript has a single exon.